AUGAAUACACAACAACACAAUCGUCCUCCACCACAAACCGUGGUAGGAGGACUCUUCCAUCAAUUAUUAGCAAAUUGGCUUCUAUGCACUUGUGCCAUGAAUUCACGGAUGCACCAACUUCGGUUUGUUUUGCUACCAACAUUCUCACGACCCCACCAUGCGAUGGCAUAUCAACUAACUUUUAGCACAACUUGCACUUCAGUUUCCGGCAUAUACUGA
Molecule: messenger RNA, 219 nt
Organism: Botrytis byssoidea
Lineage: Eukaryota; Fungi; Ascomycota; Leotiomycetes; Helotiales; Sclerotiniaceae
Exons: 3
Coding region: 1-219 (72 amino acids)
Source: RefSeq, a predicted model, not a curated record